ACAUUGACCUCGAAGAUCAAUAUGCCUCUCUUGUCAUUGCCACCUGAGCUCUUCCACCAGAUUAUUUCUACACUAUCAAACGGUGAUAUCAAAUCGCUGCGCUUGACGUGCCGCCUUCUCUGCGACGUUGCUCGCCUCCGUCUCUCUCGCGUCUUCCUUUCUGCAAACCCGCUGAAUAUCCGAGGAUUUUGUGCGGUCGCAGAACAUCCAUUAUUUCGCCAGCAGGUAACGGAGAUAGUGUGGGAUGAUGCUCUUCUGAUCGACGAUCCAACGCCAGAACCUGACCCGUAUGACAUUGACGCAGUUAUCGGCUCGGACGACGAGGAAGAGGAGAACAACAACUGCCCGAAGUGGUUUGUCGCAAGAUGUAAGAAUAAUCUCGAUGAGCUGUCAGUGCGGAUGGACCGAAAUGAAGAUGGAUGGUACAACGUGGAGCGUGCAGCUCAGCGAGACGCGCGGCCAUCUCUGUGGACCUGUUGGCAGUAUUAUCAGAACCUCCUCGCGCAACAAGCCGAAGUCUUGAUUCAUCAGAGUGACGUGGAGGCUUUGGUUUAUGGCCUUCGAAGGUUUCCUGCUCUAGAGAGAAUCACUAUCACCCCUGCCGCCCACGGUUGGUUGUAUCAGCCACUCUACGAGACGCCGAUGAUCCGGGCAUUCCCCAACGGCUUUAACUACCCAAUCCCGCGUGGGUGGCCGACAGCGGCGGAAGGAGACCCUAUACCAGAGGCUGAAGACUGGGGCACUUUAUCGGAGAAAGCCAAAGAGCAGUGGCGGGGAGUCCGGCUUGUUCUGCGUGCAUUGGCUCAGCAUCCUGAUCAUCGCGUGGUCGAGCUGAUCCUGGAUGUUAAUCAGCUGGAUACGGGGCUCAAUUGCACCAUCUUCCACCAGCCGUGCGAGGAGGUCGAGAACCUGGUGGCCCUGCUGCGACGCCCCGGAUUCCGCCGCCUGGACCUUCCCCUAAUUGUCCGUGGCCAGGAAUAUGAGGAGUGGCCCGCCUUCCGCAACGGAAACCUGCGCCGCGCCUUGGGUGAGGCAUCGAGCUUGGAACAUCUCAGUCUCUAUACGACAAUCGAGGUCGACUCAGUGACUAAUCUAAGGUGGCAGGGGCAACAAUGGAUAGAGCCCGAGCAGAGAUCAUCUCGCUUUCAUUUCACCUCUCUUCAAACUAUCUUCCCAGACGACUUGAUGACUCUCUUGGAGCAACUACCGGCCCUCCGAGAGAUUGAACUGAGCUUCUUGGGAUUUCUAGAUAACGGGGGCAAUUACAGAGAUCUUUUGGAUGAGAUUCGCGCGAGGUUUCGGUGGUCGGAAAGAGACCCAGAGUUGAGACCCAGUUUGAUAGUUGCAAUUGCACCAUGGCCCCCUCAGCCGGGCCUGGGAAUUUGGCUCGAUGAAGAGGUGUACUCCUUUCUUUACGACCAUGGCCGGAACCCCUUCUCUAUCUUUCGCGACGCUCCGAACCAAGUACCCCAGGGAACUGGGACUCUUCGGGAUUCCUUUGAGCCAGGCCAUGAGCGCCCCUACUUUGGUUCAUGCAAGUUCCUGAGUACCGCGGGAAUCGAAAAUCGUUGCAAUACUCGAGUGUUUAGAGAGCUAUAUGGUUGGAUAAUUAUGUAA
Aspergillus aculeatinus CBS 121060 is the source of this 1617-nucleotide messenger RNA. RefSeq lists its product as uncharacterized. Gene Ontology annotation, molecular function: protein binding. The record is from RefSeq and is a predicted model, not a curated record. The transcript has 2 exons. NCBI's taxonomy places the organism in Eukaryota, Fungi, Ascomycota, Eurotiomycetes, Eurotiales, Aspergillaceae. The coding region runs from base 22 to 1617 and encodes 531 amino acids.